AUGUCAUGCAUAUUCCGGCUUUCUUUGUCGCUAUCUAAAGUCCAUUGCAAGAAAACGAAGAAAUCGUCAUCAUCUGAUCAUGAAGUACGUAGAAGGAGGUGGUAUACUGGUAUUCCAAGUGAGAUCAUUGUGGAAAUCCUGAGCAGGCUUCCGGUUGAAUCGGUAUUAAGGUGGUGCAUAAGGAUCUGUCAUGUUUGGGAUGCAUUGUAUGAAAAGUGUGUUGUCAGUAAGGUGUUGGAGCUUGAUAAACCACUGUUCUCUUUCAAGAGAAGUAGUAGUCCACCUCAUACUGCUGAUGUCGCCGCUUCUUGCAAUGGAUUGGUAUGCUUUCUUGAUUAUGAUCUGGAACGGUUAUCUGAUGAAUGCUACAAGCCCACUCAGAUUCUGUUUAUAUGGAACCCAAGUACUACAAAAUGCCGUAGGUGGUUGUCUCCCUGUUUUUGGAUCGACUAUUAUGGUUUUGGGUACGACAAGUCUAAUGAUGAUUUCAAACUUUUUUCAAUAUCAUCCGAACAAAGAACGUCGCAGAUAUAUUCAUUGGAAACUGGAAAAUGGAAGAGAAUUGGUGAUUUUCCCAAUGGUAAUAAUCGCUUGCUUGGUGUUGACGGUAAGUAUUCGAAUGGAGCUCUUCAUUGGGCAGUUGAGGAUGAUGGGUCUAAUACAUCGGAUGAUGAGGAUUUUUCUUCUUCAUGGAUGAUAAUUUCUCUUGAUUUAGCAACGGAGACAUAUGGUCAAGUUUCACAUCCUGAUCAGCAUGGCCAUGAUGGUUCGAUUUUAGGGGUUCUGCGAAAACAGUUGUGUGUGCUUUGUUACUUUGAUGACCAAAGACGCUCGGAUAUAUGGGUGAUGGAGGUUAAAGAUUCUUGGACUAAACUGGUUUCUAUCCCGGCGUAUAUGCCUGACAACCGCGGUUGGAUGAUGAUGCCUUUGUUUAUUUCAAAUGAUGGGACCAUGUUGUUUCAACAUAAUGAGUGCGGAUUGAUUUCGUAUGAUUCCAAAACUGGUUCAUACUCGGAGAUUCAGACAGACUUAUUUGAUGUAGAAAAACGUGUAUCUCAUGAGAGUAGCGUGGUUUCACCCCUUCCACGCCAUCGGGCCUUGCUAACAACAGCGUCGAUCCGAAUUAAGCAAUCUAUCAGAGCUAUUUGCAAAUACUUUGUAUCAAAUUAA
Molecule: messenger RNA, 1170 nt
Organism: Erigeron canadensis
Lineage: Eukaryota; Viridiplantae; Streptophyta; Magnoliopsida; Asterales; Asteraceae
Product: F-box/kelch-repeat protein At3g23880-like
Exons: 3
Coding region: 1-1170 (389 amino acids)
Molecular function (GO): protein binding
Source: RefSeq, a predicted model, not a curated record